UCAACCUAACAUGAAUCAACAAGAAACAAGGAAAAACACAGCAAAUGCUUGUGAUGAAUGUGUAAAGUCGAAAAGAAAAUGUGAAUCGAGUUUUCCACAGAUAUGUAAAAGGUGUACUGAUAAGAAUUUGGCAUGUACCUAUUCCCAUUAUAAAAAAAAACGUGGUCCAAAGCCGAAUAAAGUUACAGAAAAAAAUAUUAUUUUAUCUAUUUUCAAGCCUGAAAACUUCGAAUUUAUUGAGGUUGGUGAUAAAAAAUAUGCACAAGUCGAACUUACGCAAGAUACUACAUCGAAUGAUACUACAUCAAAUAUUAGACCCCACUCCCAUUUCCCAGAUUUGUAUUACCAGAUAAAUAACAGAGUACCAGACGCUCACGCACAUAACAGCUUUCAAAACAAUUAUCCUGCCGAAUCAGGCAGCAAUACAUACGAUUAUCAAUCACCUUUGCAACCUCACUUUCCGGAUACACUCGAUUAUUGCGUUAUUUUCCCAACACCCCCUAAUCAGUGGGUUUAA
This is a messenger RNA of Racocetra persica, 517 nucleotides long. The record is from the annotation of a GenBank genome assembly. Lineage: Eukaryota; Fungi; Glomeromycota; Glomeromycetes; Diversisporales; Gigasporaceae.